Messenger RNA from Debaryomyces tyrocola, 2343 nucleotides. NCBI's taxonomy places the organism in Eukaryota, Fungi, Ascomycota, Pichiomycetes, Serinales, Debaryomycetaceae. The record is from the annotation of a GenBank genome assembly.
AUGCUAAAUACAGUAAGAUUACAAAUGUACUCUAUAUCUGCUUCUAAUAAAUUUCGUUUUAUUGGAUCCAGGUUAUGGACUUAUAGACGAUGCUAUUCUACAAACAAUUCACCUUCCAACAAUAUUUCAAAACCGCAAGUGAAAUGGUUCUAUGCUACAGAUAUUCCCAAUUCCAAGCCUACUUGGCAUAAUUACACCAAGACGAAGGAACCAAGAAAGUUCAUUCCCUUCUCGGAUUACGAUUCGACCAGAUUAGAAAAACGAUAUCAAGAAUAUAAUUCUGAUACAAAGCAAAUAGAUAAUAAAGAACUGCUUAACCAUAAUCAUGGAUUAGUUGAAGUCAAUGAGGAUAAGCUCUUCCAGGUCGAUUUGAAAAAAUUUGAUUUAUCCCCUGUAUACUGGGAUGGGCCAGUUUAUGAAGUUCGUCGUGGUACUUGGUUCAACUCUGAUGGUAUUCCAUUAGGUGCGAAGUUGUCUCAGCAAAUUGAAGAAGGGUAUCGCUACAGAAAGGCGUUUACGUUUGGAGAGAAAGGACCUAGCGAAAACCAAGUUGCAGAAUCAAAAGAUAAGGUCGCUAAGUUUAAUAAAAAGGUGGAAAAGGAAGGAAAACCUGAAAUGGCACUCGAGAUUGAUUUUGAGAAAGAAAAGGAUACGUUUGGUUUAGAUAACGACCAGGUAGUCUUAUUCUGUAACGCAAAGGAAGCAGUAUUAUUUCCGUCGUCUUUUGAUAGCAAGUUUCAACUUGGUGUAAUUCGUAGCUUUGGAACAAGUUCUGGCUCUUUGAUAUCCGUUGAAAAAAUACAGCGUGGUUAUACGGAUGAUCUACAUGAAACCGUGUUCGAUAAUUUAACUACAAAUCCUAUUCCUGGCUUAACUGAUUUCUUCCAAAAUGAGAUUACUAAUGCCUUCCAUCCAAAUGAUACUGAAGCUGAGAAAAAAGCAGGUACUAAAGAGGAACCCGAAAACACAAUAGCCGACCAAGACAAGCAAAUGAAACAUAUGCUUGAAUCAGAUUUUGAUCAUGAUACUACUUCAUUGGGUUCCGAGAGAGAAGUUGAUCAUCUUGUAUUAUGUAUUCAUGGAAUCGGUCAAAUAUUAGGGCACAAGUAUGAAUCUGUUAACUUUGUUCAUAGUAUUAACGUUCUUAGAAAUACUAUGAAGGAAGUCUAUCAAAAUGAUAGAGGCUACCAAGAGAUUGCCUAUCCUGAACUUAAACAGAGCGAUGAAAAUAAGAAUACAAAUAAUAGGAUCCAAAUCUUGCCUAUAUCUUGGAGACAUAAAAUUGACUUCCAUCCUCAGAAAAGUUUAGAAUCCUAUGAUGAGAAUGGUAAAUUAAGGUUACCAAGUUUAGCCCAAAUAAGUGUUGAUGGUGUUAAAUCGCUUAGAAAUAUUUUAGGUGAUGUUGUCUUGGAUAUUUUACUCUAUUAUGAGCCAAAAUAUAUAAAUCAAAUUACAAAAGUCGUCACAGAGGAACUCAAUCGUGUUUAUGCCCUUUAUAUGGAAAAAAAUCCUAGUUUUAAAGGGAAAGUGCACAUUAUGGGUCAUUCAUUAGGAUCUGUCAUCUCAUUUGAUAUUUUAAGUUCACAAUCCAAUGAUGAACCUAAACAAGCCAACCUGGAAAAGGACUUAAUGUUUAACGUUGACGAUUUAUUUUGUGUUGGUUCACCUGUUGGUAUGUUCAAGUUAUUGGGACAAACUAAUAUAAAGCCACGUUCACUUCUACCAAGCGAUUUUGAUGCAAGCCAAAAGAAUACAUUUGCUUCCCCAAAGUGUUCUAAUUUGUAUAAUAUUUUUCACCCCUGUGAUCCUAUAGGAUACAGGAUGGAGCCAUUAAUUAAUCCUGAAUUUUCGAACUUCAAACCUGAAUUGGUCCCAUUCGCUGUUAAAGGCUUGAACACACAAAUAAAGGAAUUGGCACACUUAAGCGAAGAAAUUCAAGAGAAAUUAUUACGUGCCUCGAGUUGGUUUAACAGGGGAAAUAAUACUGAUAAGAAUAAAACAGAAGAAGUUAAGAGCAUAGAAGAGAAAGCAUCAGAAGAGAAUGCUCUAGAUGAUAUUUUAUUAAGUCUAGCAAAAUCUGAUAAGAAAGAUGAUAAUAAAAGAAAACCUAGGAAGACAGAGAUGAUGAACAACGAGGAUUUGGCUACUUUGACUGAAAUUAAUAAGAAUGGAAGAGUUGAUUACAGCUUGCCUAUGGGCGUUUUUGAUUUCUCUUUAGUGUCUGCGAUUAGUGCACAUAUCUCCUAUUUCGAAGAUAAGGACACUGCAGGGUUUAUAAUGAAGCAGUUAUUACUAUCAAGAUCUACCCCAGUCGAGUCAAAAUCUAUCUCCUUAUAUAACUAA